Messenger RNA from Lingula anatina, 516 nucleotides. RefSeq names its product torsin-1A-like. Gene Ontology annotation, molecular function: ATP binding; ATP hydrolysis activity. Lineage: Eukaryota; Metazoa; Brachiopoda; Lingulata; Lingulida; Lingulidae. Gene Ontology annotation, cellular component: endoplasmic reticulum. The record is from RefSeq and is a predicted model, not a curated record.
AUGGUUAACACUGGUGGUAAUGCAAUCACAGAGCACACCAUUGCCCACUGGGAAAAAGGAAAGAGAAGGGAGGAGAUAAGACACAAGGACAUGGAAAAUGUCAUUAUUUUGAGUGCAUACAAUGAACACGGUGGCCUGUGGCACAGCAAUAUCAUUGAGAUGAACUUAAUAAGCAGCUUUGUACCGUUUCUUCCUCUGGAGAGAAAACAUGUCAAGAUGUGCAUUAGGGAUGACCUGAAAGCUAAAAAUAUUUCAGAUGAAAAAAUUACAGAGGAAAUUCUCAGCAAAGUAGCAGAUGAGCUGCAGUACCACCCUCCCAGUAAACAACUUUUUUCAAAGUCUGGAUGCAAAAGAGUGUCUCAAAAAGUUGACUUGAUUUUGGAGGAUUUUGACAAUGAUUGAACCUUACUUCAAUGUGUUUUUUUUUUUCAAAGUUGUUUAGUAUUUAUUUUUGCUUGUCCAGGGGUCUUUGCGGAAAUGGUGUCUGCGGUUUUGCUUUUCCAGGAAUCGUGUUAA